Molecule: messenger RNA, 1387 nt
Organism: Daucus carota subsp. sativus
Lineage: Eukaryota; Viridiplantae; Streptophyta; Magnoliopsida; Apiales; Apiaceae
Product: glycine-rich cell wall structural protein 1.8
Exons: 2
Coding region: 62-1387 (441 amino acids)
Source: RefSeq, a predicted model, not a curated record
CCUCUUCACUACAUUGAUCAAAUAUAUAGUGAUUUACUCAUAUCCCAUCUAAUUGAUAAAAAUGAAGUUUAGGCCUCUUAACUUCCUAGCCUUUUUGCUUGUAGCGUUUCUUUUCACUGAUACGUUUGUUAGUGCUGAAAUAUACCAGAUCGAAGAACUAUCUGAAGCAGAUAUGCGUCAUGUUUUAGGCCGUUAUGGAGGAUAUGGCAAUUUUGAAGACAAGUGGGGUAAAGGAUAUGGCCAUCAUCAUGGAGGCGGAGGUCACAAAGGUGGACACGGUGGUCAACCAGGAGGAGGCGGAUAUGGCGGCCAACCUAGUGGAGGCGGAGCCCAACCAGGUGGAGAUGUAGGCCAGCCUGGUGGUCCUCAACCGGGAGGUAACGUAGGCCAACCAGGUGGAUAUGGUGGCCAACCUAGUACCGGUGGGGCGCAACCUGGAGGAUCACAACCGGGUGGUGAUGUAGGCCAGCCUGGUGGCUCUCAACCCGGAGGAUCACAACCGGGUGGAGAUGUAGGUCAGCCUGGUGGCACUCAACCUGGAAGAUCGCAACCUGGUGGAGAUGUAGGUCAGCCUAGUGGCACUCAGCCAGGAAGAUCACAACCUGGUGGAGAUGUAGGUCAGCCUGGUGGCACUCAACCAGGUGGUUAUGGUGGUCAACCAGGUACUGGUGGCGCUCAACCGGGUGGUAAUAUUGGACAACCUGGUGGAUCGCAACCUAGUGGUAGUACAGGAAAACCUGGUUGUGAUCAGUCAGGAGGAUAUGGUGGUCAACCCGGUUCUUGUGGCUCUCAAUCAGGUGGAGAUGUCGGUGGUUCUCAACCAGGUGGUGGAAGUGCUCAACCAGGUGUAGAUGUAGGCCAACCUGGUGGAUCGCAACCUGGUAGUGGUGUAGGUAAACCUGGUGAUGAUCAAUCUGGAGGAUAUGGUGGUCAACCCAGUACCGGUGGUGCUCAACCAGGUGGAGAUGUUGGUGGUUCACAACACGGAGGAGGUUGUGCGCAACCAAGUGAAAGUUGUGCCCAACCAGGUGGAGAUGUAGGCCAACCAGGCAAAUCUGGUCCUCAAACGGGUGGAGAUGUUGGACAACCAGGUAUUGGCGGUCAACCGGGUGCAGAUGCGGGUGGUCAACCUGGCGGUUCACAACCUGGAGGAUCACAACCGGGUGGAGAUGUAGGUCAACCAAGUGGAUAUGGAGCUCAACCAAGUACUACUGUACCUCAACCAAGUCAAUCUAGCGGAUACGGUGGUCAACCAACUGGUCCUCAACCAAUUCAACAAGGUGGAUAUGGUGGCCAAUCAAGUACAGGUGGUGAUGUAGGUCUGGCUAGUGGUGGUUAUGGUAGUCCACCAGGUUUAGGUGGUGCUAAACCAGGCGGUGGUUAUUAA